UCAUUGUCACUCCUUUUUCCUCCCCUUGUUCGUCCUUCAUCUUUGACAAUCCUUUCUUUUUGGUGGGUUUUGAUAAUUUUCUCGGAAAACCCUUUAAAAAUCGUUCCUUUAUUUCUGUUGUGUACUGUAAAAUCUGGAAAGUGGAGGAAACUAGAAGUCUAGAGCCAUGGUUAGGGUUAUAUUUUCUUUUUACAUUUCUCUUGGUUCUUCCAGAACUGCAGCUUUCUGAUGCUAAAACUAUUGGCUCUCUUUCCUAAGAGAGCAGAUAAUUUUCUUUCUUAGUUGGACCAGUAUUGAUCUGGGUUGUGGAAGAACGUUACAAAGUUUGGAUUUUUAUUUUAUUUUUGGAGUGAGAGCAUUGAUUUGGACGGAAGCAGAGUUGUUUAGACCACGUUGUUCAUCUUGAGGGUAGAGAAGACAAAAUCCAGAAAAGCGCCAGCAUCCUUGGCUUUAUACCUGGGGUUCUAAUCGAAAAACCCCCUGAGUUCCGUUCUCUCUCCUGUAUACAUACCUCACAAAAGGACGGAUUUUUCUAAAAGAGCUAGCUGAAGAAUCUUGACUCUCAAGCCAAGACCCCAAAACAACCAGCUAUCUUACAGCCAGGCUCACAGCUUCUACGCAUACCGUAUACCUUUCCCUAAAUAAAGUUUGGUUUUUUGGCUUUUGGGUCUUUGUAAAAAUGGCCAUGGCGGUGGCGCAGCACAGGGAGAGCAGCAGUGGUAGCAGCAUGAACAAGCUUCUUGAUAGUGGCAAAUAUGUGAGAUACACGGCGGAGCAAGUAGAUGCCCUUGAGAGAGUUUAUGCUGAGUGCCCAAAGCCUAGUUCUUUGCGUAGGCAGCAGUUGAUAAGGGAGUGCCCCAUUCUUGCCAACAUAGAGCCUAAACAGAUCAAAGUUUGGUUUCAAAAUCGCAGAUGUAGAGAGAAGCAAAGGAAAGAGUCUUCAAGGCUGCAGACUGUGAACAGAAAAUUGUCGGCUAUGAACAAACUCUUGAUGGAGGAGAAUGACCGACUGCAGAAACAGGUGUCUCAGCUGGUUUGUGAGAAUGGGUAUAUGAGGCAACAAUUGCAAACAGUAAAUGCAUCGGCUGCAACAGAUGCAAGCUGUGACUCUGUGGUGACCACUCCUCAGCAUUCAUUGAAAGAUGCUAAUAACCCUGCAGGACUCCUCUCUAUUGCUGAGGAGACCUUGACACAGUUCCUUUCAAAGGCUACGGGAACUGCUGUUGAUUGGGUCCAGAUGCCUGGGAUGAAGCCUGGUCCGGAUUCUGUUGGAAUCUUUGCCAUUUCACAGAGUUGCAGUGGAGUGGCUGCUCGAGCUUGUGGUCUCGUAAGUUUAGAACCUACAAAGAUUGCAGAGAUCCUUAAAGAUCGUCCAUCUUGGUUCCGGGACUGUCGAAACCUUGAAGUUUUCACCAUGUUUCCUUCUGGAAAUGGUGGAACCAUUGAACUUUUGUACACACAGACAUAUGCUCCAACGACAUUGGCCCCUGCACGGGAUUUCUGGACUCUAAGAUACACUACAACUUUAGACAAUGGCAGUCUUGUGGUCUGUGAGAGGUCUCUUUCCGGUUCUGGUGCUGGUCCAAGCCCAGCAGCUGCUUCACAAUUUGUGAGAGCCGAAAUGCUCCCCGGUGGGUACUUGAUUCGGCCUUGUGAGGGUGGAGGCUCAAUCAUUCAUAUUGUUGACCACCUGAAUCUUGAGGCAUGGAGUGUUCCAGAGGUCCUGCGUCCACUUUAUGAAUCAUCAAAAGUUGUGGCCCAGAAGAUGACAAUUGCAGCAUUACGCUACAUAAGGCAAAUAGCUCAGGAGACAAGUGGUGAAGUUGUUUACAGUUUAGGCAGGCAGCCCGCCGUUUUGAGAACUUUUAGCCAAAGAUUGAGCAGAGGGUUCAAUGAUGCUGUUAAUGGAUUUAAUGAUGAUGGAUGGUCAAUAAUGAACUGUGAUGGUGCCGAAGAUGUAAUAAUUGCAGUUAAUUCAAGUAAGACCUUGAGCAGCACUUUGAAUCCUGCCAAUUCUCUAUCAGUUCUUGGAGGUGUUUUGUGUGCAAAGGCUUCAAUGCUGCUUCAAAAUGUUCCCCCUGCUGUUCUUGUUCGUUUUCUGAGGGAGCACCGUUCUGAGUGGGCUGAUUUCAAUGUUGAUGCAUUUUCUGCUGCGUCAUUGAAAGCUGGAACAUAUGCAUAUCCUGGAAUGAGGCCAACAAGGUUUACUGGGAGUCAAAUUAUUAUGCCCCUGGGUCACACAAUUGAACAGGAAGAGUUGCUGGAAGUUGUUCGGCUGGAAGGCCAUUCUCUUGCACAAGAAGAUGCUUUUGCAUCGAGGGACAUCCAUCUCUUGCAGAUAUGUAGUGGAAUUGAUGAGAAUGCUGUGGGAACUUGUUCUGAACUUGUUUUUGCUCCAAUUGAUGAGAUGUUUCCGGAUGAUGCCACAUUGCUACCUUCUGGGUUUCGUGUUAUCCCUUUGGAAUCAAAAACAUCUGACAUACGGGGCUCAUUGACUACUAAUCGCACCCUGGAUCUGACAUCCAGUCUUGAAGUUGGCCCAGCACCAAGCAAUACGACAGGAGAAGCGUCAACCUGUCAGAACAUGCGAUCAGUGUUGACAAUAGCUUUCCAAUUUCCCUUUGAUAGCAAUCUUCAGGAGAAUGUUGCAACCAUGGCACGGCAGUAUGUCCGGAGUGUGAUCUCUUCUGUCCAGAGGGUUGCCAUGGCCAUAUCUCCUUCAGGAUUGAGCCCAGCUGUUGGACCUAAGCUAUUGCCAGGUUCUCCAGAAGCUGUUACACUUGCUCAUUGGAUCUGCCAAAGCUAUAGUUACCAUUUAGGAGUAGAAUUUAUGAGAUCUGAUUCCCUGGAUAGUGACUCUAUAUUGAAAAAUCUAUGGCAUCAUCAGGAUGCUGUAUUGUGCUGUUCAAUAAAGUCACUACCAGUUUUCAUCUUUGCAAAUCAGGCUGGCCUUGACAUGCUGGAGACUACUCUAGUGGCACUACAAGACAUCACCCUGGAUAAGAUAUUUGAUGAAUCUGGACGUAAGGCAUUAUGCGCUGACUUUGCCAAGCUAAUGGAGCAGGGAUAUGCAUAUUUACCUGCUGGAAUAUGCAUGUCAACAAUGGGGCGCCAUGUUUCAUAUGAACAAGCAAUUGCCUGGAAGGUCCUGGGUGCGGAUGAGAGCUCUGUCCACUGCUUAGCCUUUUCCUUUGUAAACUGGUCGUUUGUGUGAACACUCUAAAUUCAUCCAUGCAGAUCGGAGAUCCUACCUUUUACCCUACUUUGAACAUGGAA
Molecule: messenger RNA, 3276 nt
Organism: Rubroshorea leprosula
Lineage: Eukaryota; Viridiplantae; Streptophyta; Magnoliopsida; Malvales; Dipterocarpaceae
Source: the annotation of a GenBank genome assembly